This is a messenger RNA of Grosmannia clavigera kw1407, 1149 nucleotides long. RefSeq names its product curved DNA-binding protein. The record is from RefSeq and is a predicted model, not a curated record. The transcript is spliced from 5 exons. Bases 1 to 1149 code for a protein of 382 amino acids. NCBI's taxonomy places the organism in Eukaryota, Fungi, Ascomycota, Sordariomycetes, Ophiostomatales, Ophiostomataceae.
AUGGCGCCCACCGAAGAGAAGGAAGCUGACUACAGCCUCAACAACCCAGACACGCUGACCAAGUACAAGUCGGCUGCCCAGAUCUCCGAGACCGUGCUGGCCGCCGUGUCUGAGCUGUGUGUUGCCGGCGCCAAGAUCGUCGACAUCUGCGAGAAGGGAGACGUGCUGAUUGCCGAGGAGCUUGCUAAGGUCUUUCGCGGAAAGAAGGUCAACAAGGGUUUCUCUCACCCGACGACCGUCUCGCCGUCGUCAUUUGUCACGCCCUACACCCCCCUGCGGACGGACGAGAGCGAGGCCAAUGCAGAGCUCGUGGCCGGCGAGGCCGUCAAGAUCCAGCUCGGCGCCCAGAUCGACGGCUUCGGCUCGAUCGUCUGCGACACCGUCAUCGUGCCCGGCGAGGACAAGACAGCGCCCGUGACAGGCCGACAGGCCGACCUGAUCCUAGCCACGUACUACGCCAACGAGCUGUUGCUGCGGCUGAUGCUGCCCGCCGGCCUGCUGGCUGCCGGCACCGACGAGGAGCGCGUCAAGGCGGCUGCGGCCAAGCCCAUCACGCAGACCCGCAUGACCGCCCUGCUCGAUCGCGUGGCCAAGGCGUACGACUGCAGCCUGGUCGAGAACACGACCUCCUGGCUCUUCGGCCACGACGAGAUCGAGGGCAAGAAGAAGAUCAUCCUGGCGCCCGGCGAGGGUUCCCGUGGCGAGGGCGUGCCCGAGGUCGGCGAGGUCUGGGGUGUCGAGAUCGGCCUCAGCGCCGCCUCCGGCAAGGUCAAGCAGCUCGAACAGCGCGCUACCCUGCAUCGCCGCACUGCCCAGACCCUGCGCCAGCUCGACGACGAGCGUGACGCCAAGUCUGGCGUCGUCGAGUGCGUCCGCGGCGGCGUCUUCCGCCAGUAUGAGGUUGUCGGUGACAAGGACGGCGCUCCGGUCGGCCGCCUGCUGACCACCAUCGCCAUCACCAAGAACGGCAUCACAAAGCUGGGCAGUGCCCCUGCCCUCGACCUUGAAAAGGUCAAGUCUGACAAGAAGAUCACGGACGAGGAGGUCCUUAAGAUCCUGGAGCAGCCCCUGGCAAGGAACACGGGCAACAAGAACAAGAACAAGAAGAAGAAGAAGCCCACCAAGACCGAAGAGGGCGCCAGCGAGUAA